CUGGUGACGUAGAUCUCAUGUGACCAGGAGUCGACGUGUGCAGAAGUCCUGCUAGUCUAGUCCUUGUUCCCGUCUGGGUACCAGCUUCCUUUAGCAGGGCAGGCGGCCGCCCCGGAGAAGAGUGGAAGGACAAGGAGUCAACUGGCGGAAAUUCUGCAGGUUUGUGUUCUUCGCGCAAUCCAAGGCUAGAAGAAAAAAGGAAGACACUGACGGGAUCAGUACCAGAAGUAAUUGCAUUCAAAGGGGAAUAGCAGAAAAAAAGAAAAGGAGGGAAGGAACGGAGGCAGACAGACACAAGAUGAAACCCUGUCAAAAAAUUGAAGAAAAACCAGAAAAUGAGAGUGAACCAAAGCUCGAGGAAGAGCCAAAGCCUGAGGAAAAGCCAGAGGAGGAGGAAGAGCCAGAGGAGGAAGAAAAAGCAGAAGGAAGUUUUAGAGAAAGGCUGAUCCAGUCUCUCCAGGAAUUUAAAGAAGAUAUACACAACAGGCAUUUAAGCAAUGAAGAUAUGUUUAGAGAAGUGGAUGAAAUAGAUGAGAUAAGGAGAGUAAGAAACAAACUUAUAGUGAUACGUUGGAAGGUUAAUCGAAACCAUCCUUACCCCUAUUUAAUGUAGUUUUCCUUGAUCUUUAUUUGAUAUUAACAAUACCAUGUAGGUUUCUUUUUAUUAGCAUUUUCCUGAUAUGCCUUUGUCCAUCUUUCUACUUUUAAUCUGUUGCUGUUAGUGGUUUUAGAUGUAUCUCUUGUUAUCUGCAUCUCAUUGUUUAUUGUAUUUUGAACCAAUCUUCAAGACUCUGUCUUUUAAUAAAAGAGCUUUACUCAUUUGUAAAGAAGAGGUUCCUGAUAGGAUAUAAAAUGAAAAAGGUUACUAAGUAAUAUGUGAAUAUCAUAUUUUUGAAAAGUAGAAGUACAUUUGUAUAUUACAUAUAUACAUUUAAAACCUUGUUUAGGAUGAAAGAUAAAAAGUACAGUCUUGGUGGUGGGAUUAUGAAUGAUUUUUCUUCUUUUGCUUAUUUGUAUUUUCCACAUCUUUAAAAUGAGCACACAAUUAUCAUUGCUAAAAAUAAUAAAAGUUUUAUAACAAAAAAGGAGCAAC
Molecule: messenger RNA, 1093 nt
Organism: Microcebus murinus (gray mouse lemur)
Lineage: Eukaryota; Metazoa; Chordata; Mammalia; Primates; Cheirogaleidae
Gene: TCEAL9
Product: transcription elongation factor A like 9
Source: RefSeq, a predicted model, not a curated record